Molecule: messenger RNA, 1590 nt
Organism: Cryptosporidium ubiquitum
Lineage: Eukaryota; Apicomplexa; Conoidasida; Eucoccidiorida; Cryptosporidiidae
Exons: 1
Coding region: 1-1590 (529 amino acids)
Source: RefSeq, a predicted model, not a curated record
AUGACAGAGGAAAAUGAAAAGAAGGCUAUUAUUAAUAGUUUGCUAAUUCAAAUUAACGUGAAAGUCUGUGCUUUUUGGAUAGUGUAUUUUGUUUUGGUCUACACAUUGUACUUUUCAGCUGAUUAUUUAUAUAUAUUUAAAAAUUCACUAUUUGGGGCUUUCGAGAUUAAUUACUUGUUUUAUAAUUUUAGAUCAAAUUUCCUGAAUUUAAAACACGAAAACCGCAUAAAUAAUGUUUCUAUUGAUAUUACAGGCUUAGUUGAGAGUGAUCUUAAAAUCCUUAAAGAGAAUAUAUUUUCAAAAAGUGGUUAUUAUUCUAGGGAAAUACUGUAUAACAGUCAAAACUCAAAAUUUGGAAAUGAAAGCAACAAAAUUGUUCUUAAGGCUAAUUUAAUUAGUACAAACUCGAUCAAUUUUUCAAAUGUUCAAAAUCCUAUAGAAAAUCACUUUGAAUCAUAUUUAGAAUCUCUGAAUAUAUUUAAGCAUCAAGAUAAUCAAUUUUCAUACUCGAUAUUUGUUUCUUUCAAAAAUUGUGGUAGAAGCAACUCUGAAAAUACUAUUAACUUGUAUAAUAGUAAGAUUUCACUGUUUUGUUUAAAUAGUAAAAUAACUAAAAGUGAUUUUUUUAUUAUUUUGAACGACCUUUUUGAUAUAUGGUUUUUAAAAUUUACUGAAAAUGAACCUGAGAUUACCAAGUAUAGUUCUCUUCAGAUUUUUAUGUACAACUUGUUUGAUUUGGAAAUGAAUUAUACCAAUUUACCUAAUUAUGAAAGAAAUCGAUCAUACUUGGUAUUUGAGAACUUUCUUUCUCAAAUAAAUCAGCUAUUACAUAUUAAUAUUAACAAACAAAACAAAUACAUUUCCAAAGGUAGUAUAGAUUUCCAAGAUAAUAAAAAGACCUAUAAUAGGUUAAUACAAAACUUUAAUAACAAUUAUAAAUAUUAUGACGAAAACACCUUAAUAUUGCCGAUUUUUAAUUACUUUUCAAUUUUCAAUAAUACUAAUAAUUACAGCUUUACUAGCAAAAGCAAGGAUUUUCUAUUUACUCACUCCAAUAUUGGUAAUGAUACUAAUUCACUAACAUACUCAGUAAUUUCUUGGAUUACUGUAAUCAGAUCACUCAUGCUUCCAAAAAAUUACAAACUAAACUUCAAAAGCAGACUUAACAACAUAACUUUUAAAAACCACAUUAAAAAAGAAAAUCAAAACAUUUUUUUAUCUGAGUGGCAGAUUUCAGCAAUUCAACUUAUUCAGUCCAAUUACAUAUUAAAUAAAAUUAUUCAUAAUAUUGAUAUAUUUUUCUCAACACUGAGUUUUUACAACAAAUUCAAACUCCCAAACCAUAUAAUUUACGCUGUUAAACACAUGAAUGAAAUUAUAUCUAAUAUUCAUAUGAUCAGCCAUGACUACUUCCCCACAAUUCUUCAAAACUCAAAUGAUUUACUUUUUAAUUCCGAGUUCCACAAUAAAAAGACUUUUAACUUGGAUCUCGUUGCAGCAGUUUACUCUCCUGUAACUCUUCCAAUUUUGUUUGUUAUAAUUAUUUCUAUUUUCAGAAUUAUCAAACAUUCAAAAAUAAAAUUUGAGUAA